GUAUUAUUGGUGCGCAAUCCGACGAGCAUGCUCCAACGAGUCGUCCUGCGAGCCGCGCCGCUGCGCCGAUGCGCGCCGAUGCUCUCCAUGGCUGCGCCGAUGGCCUUGCCGCUCAUGACGCCGGCGAGGUUCCUCAGCGCCAACCGCACGAAGCGCGUGCCCCUCAACGAAGAGAUCCGUGCGCCGGUCGUCAACAUCGUCGACGAGGACGGCAUCAUCCGCGAGGCCGUCGACAAGCGCACUGCCGUCAAGGAGGCCAAGAAGAAGGGCGUCGAUCUCGUGCAGGUCGCGCUCGUGCCACCCAAAGUGCCCGGCGCCGCGCCCAUCGUGCUCUGCAAGAUGUACGACUUUCAGAAGAAGUCGGCGUCCGCGGCCAAGACGGUGGUCGAGAACCGCAUGAAGGGCGACAAGGACGUCGAGUACAAGGCCAACAUCGCGGCAAAUGACGAGCUCGUCAAGAACAAGCGUGUCCAGAACUUCCUCGAGAAGGGGCAUCCCGUCAACCUCAACAUCUCAUGGGGCAACCGCGUCGAGCGCAAGCCGCUCGGCCUCGAGCUCUACGACCGCAUCCUUGCCUUCAUUGAAGCGCCAUACGUCGUCGGCAAGUUCAAGGUCACAAACCAUGGCGCCCGCGCCCGCCUGAACCCGACCAAGCGCGCGACGGCCAAGUCCACGGAGCGAGAUGACACGGUCAACGAAGCGUAGAACUUGAAUCUGAUUGUACAUACUACACUACACUGUACUGUUGGCGGUCACGAUCGUCUAUCUACCUUGGGCUUUG
Molecule: messenger RNA, 781 nt
Organism: Saprolegnia diclina VS20
Lineage: Eukaryota; Oomycota; Saprolegniomycetes; Saprolegniales; Saprolegniaceae
Exons: 1
Coding region: 28-705 (225 amino acids)
Biological process (GO): ribosome disassembly; translational initiation
Molecular function (GO): translation initiation factor activity; ribosome binding
Source: RefSeq, a predicted model, not a curated record